UCCUUUGCUCUUGCUUAUCAACAACUAAGGUGGUUUUCCUUAUACAGUGCUCUCUCUCUCUCUCUCUGGGUGGUUCAGGCAUCACCUUCGUGUGAUAAUGGCAUCAAUUUUUAAAUUGGCAAUGCAACCUUACACUUCUAGCGAGUCAUCUCUUGGUACUAAAGCAAUUCCAUCCGUCUCAAACAAUCUUGCUGGUGCUUUUGUUGGUGUUUCAUUGCCAAUAAGAUCUACGAAGAAGAACAGAACCGUGAAGAUUAAUAGGACAGUGACUGCUGCAGCUGCUGUUGCCACUACUCCAUCGGACGAAAUCACAGAGUAUCAACUUCCUAGCUGGGCUUUGUUCGAACUCGGGAGGGCUCCCGUGUACUGGAAAACCAUGAAUGGUCUUCCUCCAACUUCUGGUGAGAAGCUAAAGCUUUUCUACAAUCCGGCUGCAACAAAACUUAAACCAAAUGAAGAUUUUGGAAUUGCCUUUAAUGGAGGUUUUAAUCAACCCAUUAUGUGUGGUGGCGAGCCAAGGGCAAUGCUUCAGAAAACUCGAGGCAAAGCUGACCCCGCAAUAUACACUAUCCAGAUAUGCAUUCCCAAGCACGCUGUGAACUUGAUCUUCUCAUUCACAAAUGGAGUUGAUUGGGAUGGUCCUUACAGACUUCAGUUUCAAGUUCCUAAACCUUGGCAAAACAAACCAAUUGAAUUCUUUAAUGAGGGAUUGGCAGAAGAGUUGAGUAAAGAAGGGGCCUGCGAGAGAGCAAUCUUUCCGGAUUCAAAUGUUGUUGUUACAAGAUGUGCUAUGAUCGGUAACUUGUCCAUAGAAGGAGGUGAUCGCUGCAAUCUUGAUAUAGUUACAGGAUGCAUGGAUCCUAGCUCACACUUGUAUAACCCACUUGCAAAUUUAGAUGAUGGAUCCUGCGCAGUUGAUCUGGAGGAUUAAUCUCACUCUGCCAAUCAUAUACCAUUAAAAUUACUAUUGUGGCCUAUACAUUUACACCAUACUGGAUGUCUGUGACAUUUUAUAAUAGCAUGGAGUUCUUGAAAAUAA
This is a messenger RNA of Jatropha curcas, 1039 nucleotides long. It is a transcript of the gene PIFI, whose product is annotated as post-illumination chlorophyll fluorescence increase. Gene Ontology annotation, biological process: chlororespiration. Lineage: Eukaryota; Viridiplantae; Streptophyta; Magnoliopsida; Malpighiales; Euphorbiaceae. The record is from RefSeq and is a predicted model, not a curated record. Gene Ontology annotation, cellular component: thylakoid; chloroplast stroma.